Messenger RNA from Toxorhynchites rutilus septentrionalis, 2229 nucleotides. RefSeq names its product neural cell adhesion molecule 1-like. The coding region runs from base 1247 to 1798 and encodes 183 amino acids. The record is from RefSeq and is a predicted model, not a curated record. The transcript has 9 exons. Gene Ontology annotation, biological process: synapse organization. Gene Ontology annotation, cellular component: neuron projection membrane. Lineage: Eukaryota; Metazoa; Arthropoda; Insecta; Diptera; Culicidae.
CCAAGAUGUUGCAAUGUGGGCAAAGCUUUGUUCAGUACGUAAUCAACGGUUCCAGCGGCGACAGUUGCAGUGCAAAACGUUCACAGCAUCCGUUUCGUGCGUGUGGAAGGAUCUCAAGCGCGGGAAAUUCGCACUUGAUUUCCGCAUCCGCGUGGAAUUGUUCAGCGGAGCAAAAGAAUACGGCUCGAGUGCGUUGGUGCGCGGAAUAAUUCAUUCGUGCCGAGAAUUAUGUGGAAUUAUUUUUCGGGGCUUCGCUCCAUCGUCAGACGUUUUAUGGGAGGGAUUCUCUUGCGGAUGUAGUUUCUCCGCCCGUCGUUGUUACAACCGGAGAAUUAGGCGAAGCAAAUUUCAUUGGAGCAGUUCCGGCGCCCACUUGCAACAAUAGCGCUGGCAGAGAGGGAAGCAGAUAAAGUUUCGCACAUUGUUGAAAGUUCGGGCUCUUCAAGGGACGCUGUGACGAAACGAAGUGUGUAUCCGCAGGGAAUAAUCGUUUGGUGAAUUGUUACGGUGCUCGACGAAUUCUUGCUGCUACAUUGUGUGGUCCCUGUCGAAGCCUUUUGAAGAGGUUUGCGUGAGUGAAAAUUGUAAAAUUCAUUAAUCACAAAAAAAGGAGAACAUGAAGUGUUUACUUGAAGUGUGUACUUUGGAAUUAAUUGCUGAUUAGUUGUUACAGCUACAGCGUUAUUAAUAGAAGUGUUGAACGAUAAAUAAAUAGAUCGGUUGAGCGGAAUAUGUGAUGAGAAUAUACAACUAAGCCCCAAUUUGAGUAAUUUGUGUACCAGAUGAAUGUUUACAACAAUAUAUAACAAUCAGUUAUUGAAUUGAAUUGCAAUUGCCUUCGGCACAAUGAAGGAUUCUACUUUAAAUGCGCUAUUGAAACAAAUCUGAGCAGUGGCAAGUUACAAAGAUCAUUUAGCGAUGGGUUCGCUUGCGAUUGGAUUGUAGCAAGCUGAAUUUUGUAAAACGUGUUAACAGUAGCGUUGAGUCUGGCAGGGCGCAGCAGGAGACCCAAAGUGUCAUUAAAAAGUUCCCUCCGCAUCCGUUUUUUGACUUUGACGUGCCGCGGAAUAUAACAACCCGCGUGGGCCAGACGGCAUUCAUAACUUACCGCGUCGAACGGAUUGGAAACAAAUGGGUUUCCUGGAUAAGAAAACGAUAUCUACACAUCCUGUCAGCGGGAAUGGUUGUUUAUAACUCUGACGAGCGUUUUCAAGUCGCACGAUCGGAGAAGUCCGAGGUAUAAACGAUGCAAAUUAAAUUUGCCCAGCAACGUGAUUCUGGCACCUACGCGUGCCAAGUCAGCACAGUGUCUAAGAUGUCAAUGACAUUCCAGUUAAAUGUAGUAGAAGCGAAAGCUCUUAUUGUCGGACCCACAGACGUAUAUGUGAAAAUCGGUAGUGCAGUGACACUAACCUGUGUCAUCACCCAAGGGCCACACGAUUUGGGUACAAUCUGUUGUUACCGAGGGACGAGCAUAAUCACACCAACGGAAACUCAUCCCAACGAGACGUCGAUCACAUAUCCUUCACGAAUAUCCGUAGAACUGAAGUGGACAGAAGCUUUAACUUCUAGACUGGAAAUUCUGGAUGCUAAAUUGUCGGAUUCGGGUAACUACACCUGUAUGCCUACAUCAGCGGAAGCCAGCAACGUUAUAGUACACGUACUGAACGAGGAAAAUCCUGCGGCCAUGCAGCGAAGUGACACCAUUGCCAGGUACAGCAUAACGGUGCUCCAACUCCAUCUGGUGGUAAUGCUAGUGAUCCUGUUUUCGCGGUAUCGUGUUAGCUGGUACUCGUAGCAUCUGCUGUAAAGCCCCCUCGGCUCAGUUUGUUUUGUCGGCUGAGGAUGGAUGUAUAAUUGUUUCUGCGGAAAAAAAAACCUCGGCGCGACAGGACGAGUUGUUCAGUUUCUCGGUGACCGAACACAAAACUGCGGGCACCGUGGAAAGACCAGAGCUUCAUGGGGCUCACAGGGAAGCGGAGAUCAUUUUAAAGCAGGAGCACAGCGAAUGCAUUUUCAUCGAAUAAGGGUAUUUCGCAACGCAUAAACUGAUGAAGUGAGAUUAGAGAAACGUAGUUAAUUCGAGUAGAAUAAGUUGAGACAGCGGUUCAUUCAUGGGAAUACCAGAUCAUGUGUAAAUAGUAGAACGAUAAGUUUGUUUUUAAAAAUCAUAAACGUAUGAACAGAUUCUUCGGAAGGAAGAGACCAAUACCUUACUUGCUGUGAUGU